Molecule: messenger RNA, 978 nt
Organism: Lottia gigantea (owl limpet)
Lineage: Eukaryota; Metazoa; Mollusca; Gastropoda; Lottiidae
Exons: 2
Coding region: 1-978 (325 amino acids)
Source: RefSeq, a predicted model, not a curated record
AUGAAGUCCUCUAUAAAUCAUGAAGCUUAUAUGAAGUCCUCUAUAAAUCAUGAAGCUUAUAUGAAGUCCUCUAUAAAUCAUGAAGCUUAUGUGAAGUCCUCUAUAAAUCAUGAAGCUUAUGUGAAGUCCUCUAUAAAUCAUGAAGCUUAUAUGAAGUCCCCUAUAAAUCAUGAAGCUUAUAUGAAGUCCCCUAUAGAUCAUGAAGCUUAUAUGAAGUCCCCUAUAUAUCAUGAAGCUUAUAUCAAGUCCCCUAUAGAUCAUGAAGCUUAUAUCAAGUCCCCUAUAGAUCAUGAAGCUUAUAUCAAGUCCCCUAUAGAUCAUGAAGCUUAUAUCAAGUCCCCUAUAGAUCAUGAAGCUUAUAUCAAGUCCCCUAUAGAUCAUGAAGCUUAUAUCAAGUCCCCUAUAAAUCAUGAAGCUUAUAUCAAGUCCCCUAUAGAUCAUGAAGCUUAUAUCAAGUCCCCUAUAGAUCAUGAAGCUUAUGUGAAGUCCCCUAUAAAUCAUGAAGCUUAUAUGAACUCCCCUAUAAAUCAUGAAGCUUAUGUGAAGUCCACUAUAAAUCAUGAAGCUUAUAUGAACUCCCCUAUAAAUCAUGAAGCUUAUGUGAAGUCCUCUAUAAAUCAUGAAGUUUAUAUCAAGUCCCCUAUAGAUCAUGAAGCUUAUAUCAAGUCCCCUAUAAAUCAUGAAGCUUAUAUCAAGUCCUCUAUAAAUCAUGAAGCUUAUGUGAAGUCCUCUAUAAAUCAUGAAGCUUAUGUGAAGUCCCCUAUAAAUCAUGAAGCUUAUAUGAAGUCCCCUAUAGAUCAUGAAGCUUAUAUGAAGUCCCCUAUAAAUCAUGAAGCUUAUAUGAAAUCAUUUGAUCCCCUGUAUAUCUUAAAACUUAAGGAAGACUUUAUCAUAAUCUGCUUUUCAGCUGAAACAAUAGGAAUUUUUCUGACCUUAAGAUUUGUGUUCCUAAUUUUCAAGUGCCAAAAUGAAGUAUAA